Hirsutella rhossiliensis is the source of this 732-nucleotide messenger RNA. Its product is annotated as AKAP7 2'5' RNA ligase-like domain-containing protein. NCBI's taxonomy places the organism in Eukaryota, Fungi, Ascomycota, Sordariomycetes, Hypocreales, Ophiocordycipitaceae. The transcript has a single exon. Bases 1 to 732 code for a protein of 243 amino acids. The record is from RefSeq and is a predicted model, not a curated record. Gene Ontology annotation, biological process: DNA alkylation repair; regulation of DNA-templated transcription. Gene Ontology annotation, cellular component: nucleus.
AUGCCACCGCCGAAGCCGGCGCCAACGCAUUUUCUCUGCCUCCCGCUCGCCGGGCCGCAGCUGGGCCGGAACUGGGCGGCGUUCCGCGCCGACGUGACGAGCCCCGCGGGCGCCGCGCUGCCAGGCGACGCCGUCCGGCCGCUGGGGACGCUGCACCUGACCCUGGGCGUCAUGAGCCUGAAGCCUGACGGCGUCGACGGGGCGGUGCGCGUGCUCGAGGGUCUGCGGCCCAGGGCGCUGCUGGCCGAGCUGAGGGCGGCAUCGACGGCGGCGGCGCCCGUGCCCAACGACCAAGGAAUGCACGCUCCCAGGCCGGACCACGGCGGCGGGCUGGCCGUUACGCUCCGAGGCCUGCACGCCAUGCACUCGGCCUCCAAGACGUCGGUGCUAUACGCCGCCCCGCACGACCCCGACGGCCUCGUCCGCCGCUUCUGCGAGCUGCUGCGGCAGCCGUUCCGCGACGCGGGCCUCGUCGAGGACGACAGGCGGCCGCUGCUGCUGCACGCGACGCUGGUCAACACCAUCUACGUCAAGGGCGGCAGAGGCGGGGGGGGGCGCCGCGAGCGCAUGACGGUCGACGCGAGGGAGGUGCUGCAGCGCUACGGCGAGUUCGUGUGGGCCGAGGGCUUGCCGCUGACGAAGCUGGCGAUUUGCAGGAUGGGCGCCAAGAAGGUCGAGGGGGGCGACGGUGGCGAUGCCGCGUACGAGGUGGAGGCCGAGACGGAUAUCUGA